Molecule: messenger RNA, 1227 nt
Organism: Marmota flaviventris (yellow-bellied marmot)
Lineage: Eukaryota; Metazoa; Chordata; Mammalia; Rodentia; Sciuridae
Gene: Cript
Product: CXXC repeat containing interactor of PDZ3 domain
Biological process (GO): cytoplasmic microtubule organization
Cellular component (GO): dendrite
Molecular function (GO): PDZ domain binding; microtubule binding
Source: RefSeq, a predicted model, not a curated record
CCGGAAGGGGACUCCUUCUCCGGCGGUAGUGUUGAUGUUUUUGAGUUGCUGCUGCUUCUGCAUCUGAGGGAACCGUAGACAGAAGGAUGGUGUGCGAAAAAUGUGAAAAGAAACUUGGUACUGUUAUCACUCCAGAUACGUGGAAAGAUGGUGCAAGGAAUACCACAGAAAGUGGUGGAAGAAAGCUGAAUGAAAAUAAAGCUUUGACUUCAAAAAAAGCAAGAUUUGAUCCAUAUGGAAAGAAUAAGUUCUCCACUUGCAGAAUUUGUAAAAGUUCUGUGCACCAACCAGGUUCUCAUUACUGCCAGGGCUGUGCCUACAAAAAGGGCAUCUGUGCAAUGUGUGGAAAAAAGGUUUUGGAUACCAAAAACUACAAGCAAACAUCUGUGUAGAUGUAUUGAUGAAGUUACUGGCUUUCUGUGAUUUUUCUUUCUGCUUUGAAUUUUCAAGGCAUAAAUAGAUGUUCAACUUAAAAAUAACCUAUUUCAGGACAAAUGAUUAAGUUUUAGCCAGGAAAGUUGAUGAGUAUUCAUUCUUUUGCUCUCAAAAUGUUCUAAACAGCAAAAAUGUAACUAAUAUUUUCCUUUAAGUGGUUAUUAAGAGCAUUUUUUGAACUAAAGUGGCAAAUUUAAUGAAAAGGUAUUUCUGAGUUCUGUAUGCACUUUUUAACUUAACAUUGUUUUAUCUUAUCCCCUCCAUCUACUUUUAUUUAUAGAUAUUGUAAAAGUGAGGAGAUUAUUGAUACUUUGCCUUGAACUUGGCAUCCAGAAUGAGAAUUCAUACCUCAUUCCCUUACUGAUGGCAUAGUUCUUAAGAGUCAGCAAUCCCUAAUGAAUUGCAGUUUCAGAGGAUAUUUAAAUAUUUGAGGCCAUUAUUGCCGAAUAGUUCCUUAGUAAUUAAUUCAGACCCAAAUCAAAGACAAGUUGGAUUUGUGAUUUUAAAAAAAUUUGUUUUUGAAGUCAAAGUGCCAGUUCCUUUCAUAUGAGAACAAGAAUACAAGGAGUACCUGUGUGUCCAUAUGAAUACACUGGUUUUCCGAAAACAUAUUACACAUAUUAAUGGCUUGAAUUCAAAUUGAUAUGAAAGCUAUGAGAAUGGUGUUCAUCCAUGUUGAUGUGUAUUGAACACGAAUCCCCCUCCUUUGGAAAAGCUCUUUGAAGCAGAUAAAAAACUUUCUUUUUUUAACCUCCUUCCCACCCCUCAAAGAAAUAAAUAGAACAAAGCAAA